AUGCUAACUGUUAGAGGGUCUACCUGUGCUCCGACCCGCUUUGCUGGACAUAGUGAUAAGGGUAUAGUGGCCAUGGAGAUUGACCACAUUCUUACUGAGGGAGGAGGAGUGUGCCAGGUGGGUUCAUCAUGGCAGUCACUGAUCAAUUUACAGAACAAGCGUGAAACACUCGAAGCAGUGCAGGAGUCCUUUGGCAUACGCCCGAUGGGAAGCAAAUAUGGCAAGACGGCAUUGGAUAUCUUUAGGAGGACCGAGAAGCUCUCCUACCGCUCCAAAAAACUGCAGAAAGACAUCAAGUUCCUGAACUAUUGCCGAAAUUAUAAUGUAAUUCCUAAAUUUCUCAACUUCCGUGUACACAACCCUGUUUUUGAGAGCACUAUAACAUAUCGCUCCUGGUGUUUUCUUCUGCUAGACAAAGAAAUCACCAGUCAAAAGAAAAAAAAUAUUGUCAUCACCAAAAAACUUCAAAAGGAUUUAACACUAUUGAAAUCUGUAUUAUCCCCACUAGACCAUAUAUGCAUCUCUAGACUGAUCAACAACAAUGUCCAUAACAAACUACUCAGAGUGGAUAAUAUUCAUAGUAAAAAACUUUUAAAACUAGGUAUUGAUGUGAAGAGAAAAGUAGAUAAAAACAAGGUUAUUUUCAAUUUUUCGGAUAGAAUCCUUACCGAGGAACAAAAAGAUAUUCUUUCUCAUGGACUGGAUUAUUGUAUGCCCCCCAAUAUGAUUUCCUUUCAUAAAUUUUAUCUGUACUUUGAAAAGCUAUGCAUUGUUCUAAAAAGUUCUGAGAUUUACAAUAACACUCUCAGCAAUGUCACCAACAAUAUAACAACUAUAGCUAAUAACACUUUCCGGAAAUUCUCCCGUCAAAUUAAAACUAAUGAUGCAGAAGUUUUCACGUUACCCCUACAGCCGCUUAAGAAUGAUGAGACUAUAUUAAUCACCAGACCAGACAAGGGUCGUGGAGUUGUCAUCUUAAACAAACAUGAAUAUCACCAAAAAAUGCUUAACAUCCUAAAUGACCAUACCAAAUUAAAAAAGAUCACUACUGAUAUAUCUACCCACUUAUUGUAUCUCGAAGACAAACUAAAAAGACUUCUCCGGAUGAUUAAAUCGUCCAUUGGUGAAAACACCUAUAAUUUUUUAUCUACUUCUGGUUCCCAACCUGGACUACUGUAUGGUCUCCCAAAAGUACACAAACCUAAUAUUCCUCUUAGACCCAUUAUUUCAUCUAUUGGCACCUUUAAUUAUAAUACUGCUAAAUUUCUGGUUCCCAUAUUGUCUCCUUUAACUUCCAAUAAGUAUACCAUUGAUAAUUCCACAUCCUUUGCUAAUGAAAUCACAUCCCUAGACCCCAAACAACCCGUCACUAUGGCAAGUUUUGACGUGGAAUCGUUGUUCACUAAUGUCCCCCUUCUAGAAACCACUGAUAUUAUAACUAACAACAUAUAA
Molecule: messenger RNA, 1452 nt
Organism: Penaeus monodon (black tiger shrimp)
Lineage: Eukaryota; Metazoa; Arthropoda; Malacostraca; Decapoda; Penaeidae
Exons: 4
Coding region: 1-1452 (483 amino acids)
Source: RefSeq, a predicted model, not a curated record